UUGCGUCAUCACCGAGCGUCCGGGCCGACUGUGUUGCUCGGAGAGCGGCUGACGUUAGGAAGGAGUAUGCUGAGCCGGCUUCAGGAGCUGCGCAAGGAGGAGGAGACGUUGCUUCGGUUGAAGGCAGCGCUGCACGAUCAGCUGAACCGGCUCAAGGUUGAAGAGUUGGCCCUUCAGUCAAUGAUUAGUUCUAGAAGAGGGGAUGAGAUGUCUUCUCAACUUGCUCCUGAACCAUCACAAGAUAUGUUGGUGCAUGUAGACAAUGAAGCAUCAAUCAACCAAACUGCACUUGAAUUGAGCACACGGAGCCAUGCUCUAGAAGAGGAGGAGGAGGAAGAGGAAGAAUCAGAUUCCUGAAAGGGUGGAAAAGCCAGGGUUUGUUAGACAAAUUAAAUUUCUAAGUCUUACAAACUUUCCCUCUCCAAAGAAAUCUUCCUGGCAUGGACCCUAAGGCCUACUUGAAAGGGAAGCAAGAACUCUUAUAGAAGGAUAUCUAGUUGUAAAAAUGACUCUAUGAAUACCUCAAGCUUUAAAAUGUUUUAAAAAUUGGUGAUAUGCAGAAAAUCAAAGAUGCAGUGACUUAGCAUUGAGCAAUUAGGGGUGGUGCUGUGUCUGUAAUCUAGUCACUUAGUAAUUGUAAUCAAAACAGACAAAACUUCCUCUGAAAUACUAUUGAGAAAGUCUGGCAUUUGCAAAAAGGGCAGAGUUUAAAUACAAGUCAACCUUUCCAUCCAACAAUGCCUCUUUUAAGAAAUCCAUUAAAGACGGUUUGCAUGCCUUUGAAAACUUGUGAACACAGCAAAGCCACAGUCUAGGAGAGAGAAAGCUGACACGCAGGGCAGAGGACAGAGGGUCACUUGAGAGUACAAGCUGUUGCUGGCCUCAGUGGCAUUGCAAUACGGUGCCCAUUAUAGUCUGCUUUGUGUAGUUGUCAUCACAUCUAGCUUGAGAUAGUGUAGUGAAAUGUGCUUGGAAAUAAAUUAUAGUUAAAAACUGGUCAUGGAGCUAGCUGGUUUCCAGAUACCAACAGAGAAAAGGAUCAGUUCCUCCUCUGGUGAAAAAAUACAAGGGGAUGGUUUAAAACCCAUUUCUGGCUUUAGAAAGGAAAUAUGUCAUUAAGAAAUUGCUUUGCUUGGGAGAUUUGACUUUUAUAAUAAAGAGAUGACAGCUACAGAA
Messenger RNA from Choloepus didactylus (southern two-toed sloth), 1176 nucleotides. It is a transcript of the gene SNAPC5, whose product is annotated as small nuclear RNA activating complex polypeptide 5. The transcript has 3 exons. The record is from RefSeq and is a predicted model, not a curated record. The coding region runs from base 67 to 357 and encodes 96 amino acids. NCBI's taxonomy places the organism in Eukaryota, Metazoa, Chordata, Mammalia, Pilosa, Megalonychidae. Gene Ontology annotation, biological process: transcription by RNA polymerase II; transcription initiation at RNA polymerase III promoter. Gene Ontology annotation, cellular component: nucleus.